CCACGGGGAUGACAGUAUAAGCGCGAUUAGCAAGGUGCGUAACCUACGACACGCUCACGAAGGUGUUCGAUCGUAAGAAACGAUAUAAGGCCCUCUGAUGGCGGUGCGGCCUCAGUUUGUCGACUGGUGCCUCGCGAAAAAGGUGCUCACACUCGCACGUUCUUCUACCUCGAUCUAAUUGUCUUUUAUUUUAUCCCUUCUUUUCUUUCUUCCCUUUUCGGUUACCUCGCGAAUUCAGCCCCGUCUCUACAGUGAAACUUUUGCACGCACUUUUUUCGCAUCGGGGGGAUUUUGCAACGACAGAGGCGACACGUAGAGUAGCACAAUGGCGCAAUUAGUACAAAUGAUUUACGAUGGUUAUCGAGAUCUGAUGGACAACAAAAGCGAUCCGAGGGUCAACGAUUGGUUGAUGAUGAGCGGCCCAUUCCCUACAAUAGCGAUUUGCUUGUCCUACGCAUACUUCGUUAAGGUCUUGGGACCAAAACUGAUGGAAAAUCGAAAACCCUUCGAGCUCAGAAGAGUGAUGAUGUGGUACAAUUUCUGUCAAGUAUUCAUCUCCAUUUGGCUAUUUAACGAAGCUCUUUCAGGCUGGGGAGGACAAUACUCCUUUAGGUGUCAACCAGUGGAUUACUCAAACAAUCCGCAUGCAUUGCGUAUGGCACGAGGUAGCUGGUGGUAUUAUAUGUCGAAGUUCAUCGAGCUCACAGACACAAUCUUUUUUGUAUUAAGGAAAAAGAACGAUCACAUUAGCACUCUCCAUGUCAUUCAUCAUGGUGUCAUGCCCUUAUCCGUUUGGUUCGGAGUUAAAUUUACCCCCGGUGGUCACGCCACUUUCUUCGGUUUUGUGAACACUUUUGUACACAUCAUAAUGUAUUUGUAUUAUUUCCUGGCGGCGUUGGGACCGAAAAUACAACCAUAUCUGUGGUGGAAGAAAUAUCUGACUGUUAUGCAAAUGGGCCAGUUCGUUCUCAUAAUGCUCCAUGCGUUCCAAUUGCUUUUUAUCGAUUGCAAUUUCCCGAAAGUCUUCGUCUGGUGGAUCGGCAUGCACGCCGUAAUGUUUUAUUUCCUUUUCCGUAACUUCUAUAACGAAGCAUAUAUUAAAAAACAAAAGGAUAUGAAAAACAUGUCAGACAGACCAAAGAACGACAAAAAGGAACUGAACGUGCACAAAGAAGAUCUCAAGGAGAACGAGAACGAAAAGGGCGUGAUAUACGCAAACCAGUACAAAAUGGCCACUGGUUACAUCUCAGACAGUGGUCUUAGGAAUCGUGUUUUCAUCUACAAUCAAGGCUAUAACGAAUAACAAGAAAUCUCCAAUUCAAAAAGAUUUCAAUUGUGUGUUAAGCAUUCAACUACGAAUUAUCAUCGUUUAGAGCACUUUGCUACGUUGCACCACAGUUCAUAUCCUUUUGCCGUGAUCGAAUAAAAAUAGUUUAGUAAAUAGACAAAAGAUAUUAAAAGACAUGAAAAAGGAGGCGAAAAGCGCAUUGACGACUACCGCAAUUAUUGAAAGUCUGAUCUUGGUAGCGUUCCUUCUGGGUGUUUCUCGGCGAAGUUUUCUAUGUGUAAGAAAAUUUUUCUCGCGUUUUCUAUUUAUAUUAUGUGUAUAAAUGGAUGUAUGUGUACGAAUGUAUAUACUAAUUCGUGUGAGUUUCUUAAUUUAUCAAGCGAAAACAGACUGGAAAGGAGGCAAAAAGCGCUAUAACAAAAUUACCAAAAUGACAAAAUAUGUUACUCUUCCCAAUUAGGAUAUCGAAUCGAAACGCAUGCUUUUAUGGCUUAUUUCUGAAAGAGGUGGCCGUUAAAGAGAUGGUUCUUAUUGUAUGAAUAUUUACAGACCGUCUACGGAUUAUUUCCUCAUUAUUUGCUCAUAUGGCAUCCUCUUUCAAAAAUAAAGUAGUAACGUAUCGAACUCUUGCCGCGUUUUCUAUAAACAGAAUAAAAAAAGAAAUACAAUAUUUUGUAUGAGCAAAAAUUAUUUAGCGAAAUUAAUUUUAGUGGAUAAGAUGUCCACUAAAAAUUUGUAAACCCAUUCCCUGAAAAUUCUAAGAAAAUCCAAUUAUUCAAGAAUUUUUAUCAAAAUUCCAGAUUAGAGAAUUUUUGAAUGUUGCUUUAAAAUAAAUUUUUUUUAUUAUAUAUACACGCUUUUUAACAUUCUCUAAACGUGUAAACACAAAGAAGAGCUACUUAGAUUUGAAUAUUACAUUGGAGAAAAUAUUAAAAGAAAAUAAUAUCAACUAAAUGAACUAAAAAAUUAAUAUUGAGUAUUAAUUGUAAAGUUAAUCUGGAUAAUAUAUUUAUCAAAAAAUUACAAUAAAACAUUGAACGUAUCAGAAAGAUAUACAAAAAAAUUAAAACUAUAUUAUUAUAAGAAAAGAAUAAAUAUCGAAAUAUUUAAAAAAAUUUUUAUUUAGCAGUUUAAUACUCUAAUACAAGUUUUUGAACUAAAACUCUCAACAAUCAUUUUUCUUUAAUGGAGUACCUUAUUUUUGAUUACAGAAUCUAAUAGCUGGUCUUAAGAGCUGUUCAAAACGCUAUAAUAAAGUUUUUUUUUAAGUAUUUUCCGAGUUAUGAUGUUUAAUAGUUCUACGGUAAGAGCAAAAACUGAUGUGAGUGAAACAUAAUUAUUUGUUCUACGUUGAAGUAAUGAAUCUGUGAAAGAAUACGAGUAUUACAGACAAAUAUAACAUUAUUAAAUAUAUAUGUAUAAACAUUCAUAAUUUCAAAGAAAUUGCAAAUUUAAUAUUACACUAUUAACCCCUCAAUACACAUAAUCAAAAUACGCGAUCUCCGCGAUGACCGCCGCUCUGGAAGUUAACGCAAUAAGAGAACCAAUCAGCAUCGCAGAAAAGCGGCAACAAUAACUGCGAUAUAUUCGAUAUACUUAUUUUUUACAUGCUUUAAAAAAAAAUGCCUUUUUUUAAAAAGUAUUCUAAUCGUCUAUUCAAAUUUAAAUAAGGAUGUAUAUGAUACCUAAGAUAGUCUUAAACAUAAGAAUCGACUAUGAAUAUCGACCUACUCCAACUACAAGAUUUUAGCACAGACUUGAACCAUUUUUAUCGGCAGUGUCGCAAAAUGGAUGUGAAUUUACAUUCCGGCCCAAAUGAAUGUGAUUUGUUAGUACGCCGGGAAAUUAUAUAAUAAUAAAAAUACUUAUGUAAAAAUUAUUUAUCUUGAGAUAUAAAAAAUAAAUUUCUUUCAAAUUA
Solenopsis invicta (red fire ant) is the source of this 3206-nucleotide messenger RNA. Its product is annotated as elongation of very long chain fatty acids protein. Gene Ontology annotation, cellular component: endoplasmic reticulum membrane. Lineage: Eukaryota; Metazoa; Arthropoda; Insecta; Hymenoptera; Formicidae. The coding region runs from base 326 to 1303 and encodes 325 amino acids. Gene Ontology annotation, biological process: sphingolipid biosynthetic process; fatty acid elongation, saturated fatty acid; fatty acid elongation, polyunsaturated fatty acid. Gene Ontology annotation, molecular function: fatty acid elongase activity. The record is from RefSeq and is a predicted model, not a curated record. The transcript is spliced from 4 exons.